This is a messenger RNA of Fusarium coffeatum, 1836 nucleotides long. RefSeq lists its product as uncharacterized. The record is from RefSeq and is a predicted model, not a curated record. The transcript is spliced from 4 exons. Lineage: Eukaryota; Fungi; Ascomycota; Sordariomycetes; Hypocreales; Nectriaceae. Bases 1 to 1836 code for a protein of 611 amino acids.
AUGCCGGGCCUUAUUAGCACCUCCAGCUCGGAGUCCAGUCCGCCCACUACUCCUGGUGUUCACGCUGAGGCGGUACACAUUCCUGGUGAAUACACGAAGCUCAUUCUCUGCUUCGAUGGCACAGGAAACACGUUCAGUGGCACCAAUGCUGAUACGAAUGUUGUCAAGAUCUUGCGCAAGCUUGAUCGUAACCAUGAGAAGCAAUACCAUUACUAUCAGACUGGCAUCGGAACCUACGAUGUGAAUGAGACUUCAGCCCAGAAGACCAAGCUCGGCGAGAUCCGCAGCAGUAUCUCAAAGUCCAUCGAUCAAGGUUUCGGCACCACAUUUGACGCCCACAUCAUGGCCGGAUACCGCUUCCUGAUGCGAUACUAUGAACCUGAUGCCAGGAUCUACAUCUUCGGUUUCAGUCGCGGUGCUUAUACUGCCAAGUUCCUCGCACGUAUGAUCAACAAGGUUGGUCUUCUGUGCAAGGGUAAUGAGGAGAUGGUGCCAUUUGCGUACAGCCUCUACCAGCGUGCCCUCAAGUGCGAUAGCGAUGAUCGCAUGGCAGCCGAGAAGAAAAAGAAGAAGGACAAGAGCAAAAGCAAUGCAUCUCGGGAUUCUGCUCCGAAUGAUACCGAGCAUCCGGAUGAGAACACACCAUUUAUUGUGAGCACUGCGACAAACGGUACCAAUGGUUCCAACACGACCAACGGUGAGAGCGCAACCAAUGGUGCUAAGGAGCCUGAGACGCCAGUCAACACGAUCAUCAGUGGCGAUGUCGUGGAGAGUGACGCGACAAAAGCAGCGAAGAAGGAGGUGGAGGCCUUCAGCGAGACCUUUUGCCGAACUGCCGGAGGGACAAGUGCGAAGCACGCGAACAUCAAAGUCUUCUUCCUUGGUAUGUGGGACUGUGUCAACUCUGUUGCUGUCACUGAAGCAAAUGCGCCUGCUCCCGUUGAAGUAAGAGGAACUGCGACUUACAUUCGUCAUGCCGUUGCUGCCGAUGAGCGUCGCGUCAAGUUCAAGCCUGCUCUCCUGGCUCAGGAUAUUCGACAGCAAGUGCAAGAGGAUGACAUCCUCGAAAUGUGGUUUCCCGGAAACCAUGGCGACAUUGGUGGCGGAUGGCCCGCUAUGGCAGCAAAGUCACCAGACAAGAUGAGCCCUAUGGAGAGUCUAAAGUACAUCUUCAGUACUAUGAAGCCGUCAAACCUCAAGACCCCACUCGAAGAUGAUGCACUGCAGAUGAGCGACAUGGCUCUGGACUGGAUGAUCCGUGAGGUUGAACUAGUGGGCUCGGAGCAUCCUAAAUCUCAGGUUCGCUGGUGCCACAACAAGGAUUUGUUUAAGGCCAACAUGAAUACCAAGCCGCCCCCCAAUACUCCCAAUACCAAAUCUAAGGUGCAGGAAUUUGUCAUCGAGGGUUUCAUGCACGACACUCUCCGGUUUGGAUACGGAUCGUCAUUCUUCAAGGUUCUAAUGUGGAAGUUCAUGGAGCUACUCCCGUUCGUCCCCCGAUGGGAGCUCAAUGAUGAUGAUAAAGACGGAAACCAGGGCUGGGUGCAAUACCGCAAGUGGCCCAACCUCUUCGCCCCCCGAGACAUUCCCAGGGAGUCCCUUCUACACAAUUCCCUCAAGGAACGUCUCAAUGCCGAGGAACUGAACUACCGUCCGAAGAACAACCACGGAGGCUCUAGCAAGCCGUGUCUACUAUCUGACAAUGGGAAGGGUGCAGAAAUGGUCACGUGGGGCACGCCUAACCAUUCCCUGGGUGUCGAAUGGGCUGAACGACACCAGGCAUGGCAGCUUACAGCUGAUUUAGCUAAGCCGCAGUUGAACAAGAAGACUAAAUGA